Microdochium trichocladiopsis is the source of this 1720-nucleotide messenger RNA. RefSeq lists its product as uncharacterized. The record is from RefSeq and is a predicted model, not a curated record. Lineage: Eukaryota; Fungi; Ascomycota; Sordariomycetes; Xylariales; Microdochiaceae. Bases 490 to 1548 code for a protein of 352 amino acids. The transcript has 2 exons.
CGUUUGACCCCUACCCGACUGAUGCAUCGCAUCCUAGUCCCCGCCAACCCCGCCGCUCCGAGCUGUCGGCACGAUCGAGCCCGACCCAGCUGGCAUUUUCAGCCCUCCUGUCGCUAAUUCACUUUGGUCUUAGGGCUUGGAGUUUCGCCUAAUGCCGGCCUUGGUCCCAUGGACUGGAUUAUCCUCCCCGAUGUGGGUCAAAUUGAGCCGCAUGCACACGGGAAGUUUCAUGGGCCAGCCAGCCACCUUGCGAACCAACCUCCAUUGCCGGGCCAAAACCUUCGUGGAAGUGAUCCGUGGAUGAUCAUGUCAUUACUGUACCUCUGGCGGGGUAACCUGCACAUGCAUCAAGAGUCGCUCCACGGCAACGUCUUUAGUGAACCUAGUGCCUUCAGAUACCUGUCGAGACAGAAAAGGAGCCCGAGCGCUUCAUCCAUGCUCACACAUCAGGGCCUGAUCCUACAAUAUCCGUAACAACAUCGUCCCAAUAUGGCCGUCAGGCCAGCUUUGGUUUCCAACAACAUUAUUGAGCAGGGCAUGUUCUCGGCCUGCCUGGUCCUUUCACUAUUCGCGGUCAACUUCUUUUCCUCCGUCUUCUCACUCAUCUUGCAAGUCCUUCUCCUUGUUACCCGCUUGCCCCUCAUCUUCAUUACCAUCGCCGCCUACGGGAUACUACUGCAAUGGUUCCCAAGUGGGUCCGUUGUUAAGAAGCUUGCUUUAUUCAUACUGAUGGGUAUCUCCGGCACGUGGUGGACGGACCUACAAAUCGAUGGCGUUAGACGUGGCUCGGUAGCCCAACAGCCAUCCUGGCGCCUGCCUCAAGGCGGCUCCGUCAUCGUGUCAUCGGCAACUUCUCCUAUCGACGCUGUGUACCUUGCUGCGGCCUUCGAUCCUAUCUUUACUACAUCUUGUCCUGGGACGCGCAAAGUGCGCCGGCUGGGUUUGCUUCAGGCAAUCCUACGGGGGUUUCGGCGAAUCGGGGAUAAUCCUCUUGGAGACGCUGCCCUUGGGGAGCUGGAGACCUUGCUUGUGGAACACCCAGCGCGAGUCAUUGUGGUGUUCCUGGACUGCCCAAAGACGAACAACAAGGGCCUAUUGCCCCGCUUAUCAAGCCUAGUCGCCGUUCCCCCUUCCACAAACGCCUUCCGAGUCAGCAUCCGGUACACGCCGCCGGACGUGACAACACCGGACCAUGGCGGGUGCCUGGCAAUCCUCUGGAAUGUGCUCUCCAGUCCUCUGCACCUUAUCCGAGUGCAUAUCGCCGACGACGUGAAUGUCCACACCGCUUUGUCACAGUCACACAAGACGAACAGCGAGCCUGCUAAUUUGUUCGUCUUCCAAGGCCCGGUUCUUCCGCAGGAGCUCCUGGACGAUCCUCUCGCGGUUGCCCUUGCCCUUGAGCACCGCAAUCUCUCGCUCGAGUCUCCCGAUGUGUUCCUUUGUCUUCGUCCGCCUAGCUCGUUGGACCUUCCUGUCGUUGGCUCUCUUGCGCUCCAGUUGCGGCGAAUUCACCUUGGUGACUCUCUUCGUGCCUUCUCAAUGGUUUAGCUACUUCUAUUGCUUCCACCCGAACCCGAUUCAUGCUCCUGGGCAAUCCUAGGGCCUAUAGACCGUGACUUGCCCUUACUAAGGUCGAGGCGCUGAGUAGACCCCAGAGACGAGGACUGAGCUCGAGUGGGAUGCUCGUAUCUGUGCGGAUGUCCCUCCUUUACCACGUACG